AUGUUCAACCUGGACAUUGUUUGUCUUUAACUACUUAAGAGUCUAGAGAUGCAAUUCAAGAAAAGUGAUGAGUUACUUAUCAGAGAGCAGGUUCUCAAUAUCUACAACAUUUCUAACAUUUUCUUCUACUCACUCAUAGGAAAGUUCUUGUUUAUAACAACAUCAGUACAUAAUGUUAUCUUAUUAUCUUUUGAUGUAAUCUUACUCUACUUGAUGAUUUACUCAGGUAGACUAUUCAAGAACUAUUCAUUCAGAAUUGAUCUCUUGGAUGCAACACUACUAGACUUGGCUCUCGAAUCUGAAAGAUCUUUUGAGUUGUCGGGUUGA
Stylonychia lemnae is the source of this 327-nucleotide messenger RNA. The record is from the annotation of a GenBank genome assembly. NCBI's taxonomy places the organism in Eukaryota, Ciliophora, Spirotrichea, Sporadotrichida, Oxytrichidae.